GUGCCUAUAUUCUCACCCGUAGCAACGGAUGUCCGUGUGAAAUCGCAAGAAUCGUGUAUGUAUUGGUCAUAUUCGUCAAAAUCAAGUCAUCAAGACUUGUAUGUACAACAGUACGUUAAGAGCAGCGUACACUUAACUCACAAUCAGCUGACAAACUUCCCAAAUAUCUUCGAAGCGACCAUGUCAAAUUUGGGAAAUAGAGUGGAACGAACAUUCCUUCAGUAUCACCCCUGACUAUAGAAUUGUAGGGCAAAAAGUUGAAAAAUCAUAUAAACUGCACUGCGGAGACCUUUACCUGCUUCACGAUAUGCAGGACCAGCGAAGUAAAAUUUUCUGUGGUAUACAGUGCCAGUUUUCACUUCAAUAAUCAGGCUCGUGUAGAGGGUAAAAAAAAUUUGCCAGUCUUUUUUAUUAAUAGUGCUAAUGGUUAUUUUCGAAUAUUGUUUUACAUUCACAGUAUUUUAAGUAUUUCCGAUUUCUAAGCUAUAAAGUAUUCCUCAAUAACUACGGUUACAUCGCCGGUUCUGACGAUAUGAGAACCAGAAACGAGGAAUUUAUUCAUUUAUGGAUGUGCCGAAGCGCACGUUCGGAAAAUAACACUGAGCGCGAGUACGCAAAACUUCAAAUUCAUGUUUUAAGAUAUCCAAAUCUACAUCAUGGAAAUAUAUCUGACGGUCAGAAUGAAGCUGGUGAACGGAGCUGUACGUAAUAUGUUUGCGUAUACCGAACCUAGAAACCUAGUGUUCUAUAUUUAUACCAGCCCAGUCGUUAUGCAGGACAGAUUAAAUUUCAUCCUAACUUUUUCUUUUACAAGGGGAAACGCUGUACUUGAUAAGGCUUAUUAUUACUCCAACGAAUCAACAUGAGAGCCCCUUCUGAACUUUUAAAUCAGCGUUAUCGUAAUUUACGUUUGAAGAAGUGGAUAUAUGUCGUUCUCGCUGAUUACCCAAAACUUCAUAAUGUAUACGUAUCUACCGUGUGACCAUAUUUAUUCUGUCAAGGUUUACAGCCAGGCAAAAUCGUAGCAGAGCCUUGCUAACGUUAAGUUAUAAAAAGAGCCUGGCUCGUGCGAUCCAGUGGGUUUAGUCUAGAGUAAAAUAUGUUUAAUGUAUGUGCAUGCCUAUCGUACAUGUAGCACAGCAUACGGUGCAUUCGAAGGUGGCAAGGUUCCUUUUUUUGUGAUUCGGUUAAUGACGGGCCUAGCUGACCAAUGUGCGCAUACAAUAUUGUACCGAUGAUUGAAUAUUAUGACUUAUAUGAAAGUUUUCGGUAAGAAAGUGGACCCUCGGAAAGAAAUCUCUCGUUGUGAACGCCGGUUUCAGCUCUCGAUAUUACUUUGUCUUUUUUAUUCACGUAAACGGAGAAAGUACAGGUAUGUUCAUUGGCCGGUAGAAGACUCCUCGCAGCCGAGCGAUUAGCUCUCUCGAAAUAUUACAGGUAAAUGAUCGUGCGAAAGUCAAAAUUACAAAAAAAAUCACGCGAAUGAUGGACAGCCCGAUCCACAACGCUUGUCUAAUCACCUAUUAUUAUGCCGUGAAUUAAAGUUGAAUUUCUUAAACUACCUGCCGAAGCUACUGCUCCUUAUAACUUGCGAAAGGUUGAUGCUGUGAUGACAAACAGGCUAUUGCGUGCAUUCUGCUUUUUCCAAUUUAUUUCAGGAAUCUCUCCCAAUUGCUUUCAUAUUCCUUUACCACACCAGAAAUCAUACAUAUAAUUAUGUUUAUGUGUUGUAAAAGUUCUGGAACUUUCGUAAUUCAAUAUUGUUCUCAAUCGACUUUGACUCGCGUUGUGCAAUCGUUACGCAAGAUGGCUUCGUUGCAAAUUAUUCGUAGCCUUAUCAGCUAGUAGCCAUGAUUUGUAGCAACGAUAUCAAUCGCUGGUCCAUACAAGGCCGAUCGCAUAUGUCGGAGCUUUGUCGUACGCAGCAAAGUCGCCGACACGGCGUGAUGCACCUGGAAAAGUACGCCAGUACCGGCGACGAGGAGCACCGUCAUCCCCUCGGCAACGCCGCUCAGGAAGACUUCCAACGAUCCAACGGCUCUCUCGCGAGCCAGACCUGCUGGGGUUCCUCCGUCAGCGAGGCCAGCAGCCUCUCCCCCCUUCUCCUGAGCCCUCGGGACCCCGGUGACUGGGAACAGUACGGCACCACCCUCCAGUACACCUGCUUUCCCUAUCCACCGAACUCCGCCGCUCCUCCGAGACCGGACAGCGCGGCCGCCGACGCGAUGCCGACCUGGUGCUGCCUCUACGGGGAGGCCGACGACGCCGCCGCCGCCGACGCGUCGUCUUCGUCUCGGCACAAGCUACCCUCGAUGGGAACCGCGUUCUCCAGGUCCUUUUACCCCCCGAACACCACCGCCGACUGCGCGACGAGCUUCGGUUCGCAACUUUACGGUAGCCAGCAGCAGAGCCUCGCCAAUGUCACGGACGAGUUCGACCUGAGCCUUAUUCGCGGCGACCCCACCUCCCUCUUCGCCGGAAACGGAUCGCCGCCCUGCCCGACUCCCUAUCUGGACGACCUCCAGGAGGAGCUGGAUCCCUUUGCCGGAUUUAACAACUCCUGUUACGCGGUUGGACACCUCGUGUCCUCACCACCGACACCCGCGUCUCAUGGAUCGACGACGUCGACGUCGCCUUACUACCGGAACAGGGGACAACUCAACGGAACUUCCGCCGCCUCCACCUGCCUCCUCGACGAACCGUUGAUCGAGAAUAGCAACCAAGUCGUCCUGCCGCAGGACGAGGGACUCCUUCUCGCUAACGACCGUGAGUCCAUGUUCACCUCGACGUCGCCCACGAUUCCGGAAACGAUCAAGUUGGAGGCUCCGACUGUCGGCUGUUCCGUAACAGAGGAUUCCUCAUUCGGGCCGACUUACCAGUGUCGGUGGAUAGACUGCGGAUGUGCUUUUCCGGAACAGGCGAGUUUGGUGCGGCACAUUGAGAGGCGGCACGUCGAGUCAUCGUCGUCGGGAGCUCACAGUCACAGCAAAAGAAUUCAACGGGAUUCAACGUCUGGCGAAUCCGGCGCCAUGGUGCCAAACGCACCUCAGGACGAGUUCGCCUGUCUCUGGGAAGGAUGUCCGCGAGCCAGGCCCUUCAACGCGAGGUACAAGCUUCUCAUCCACAUGCGGGUGCAUAGCGGAGAAAAGCCCAACAAGUGUCCGUUCGCAGGCUGCAAAAAGGCGUUCUCGAGGCUGGAGAAUUUGAAAAUUCACCAAAGAUCGCACACCGGUGAAAGGCCCUACGCCUGCCAGCACAGAGGCUGCUCGAAGGCCUUUAGCAACAGCAGUGACCGCGCGAAACAUCAGAGAACGCAUUACGACACGAAACCGUAUGCGUGCCAGGUGAGCGGUUGCGGAAAGCGAUACACCGAUCCGUCCAGCCUUCGUAAACACGUCAAGAACCACGCGGAACCCGGUCCAGGGUCGUCGGGUCCCGGAAGCAGAGGAUCGAGCAACGGGAUGUCGUGCAAGGCCUCUUCGACGCGUCUAAACUCCGGUCCAGCAGCGCAACGGCUUCAGCAAAAGACGUCGUCGAUUGGGGCGGACGUCGCUGCAACGGGGACCACCUUCCGUCCACGGUUGGGAUCCGAUCUCGAUCUCGGGAUUCACUACGAGGACGAAGAGCUGCUCCUCUCGACUGUAUGCGGCGAGGAUCGCGUCCCAACCCCUUUGGACGAACGCCACGAGUACAUUCCCUUCGAGUCCGUGCGCCGUUUUCUUAUCGGAGACGCAACCCACGUAGAGGUCACCGACGCCACGGUUUAUGCGGAAGGCGAUGUCUCUGACUUUCAAGAACUGGGAUCCGAUAUCGAGCAACAGUUUCUGGAGCUGAGUAAUUUGGACGAAUCGGUAUUUAUCGGAGGUUAAUCGAUUUUUUCUAUGAUAGGCGAGGCGAUGUAGGAUACAGCGUAUGUUAAUGUUAGGUAUGGGUAUGUAACGAUGACCAAAAAACAAAUGUGCCAAUAAUACAUUAUGAUCUCAAUGCUCAAACGAUCAAAUUAUAUAAAGUAAAUUUAUAUUAGAGUUUAAGAAUGUUGUGAGAAUUAUUUUAAAGCACACUGUAAGUGCGAUAUGUGGAUACUCGAUUGAAACGUGUACUGUACAUUAUGCUGUAUCGCACAGUGGACCAAUAUUACGCGUGAUUUUACCAAAGUACUUCCCAUUAAAAGAAUAUAUUAGAACGAAUUUAUCUCGAGAAGAUUAAUUUUUAUACAUUCAUAUUUCACGUAAGAAAAACACGUGAGAAAAAAAAAAUUGUUUCUGUAUAUAUAGACGUGUAUGCCGAUAUACUAUUUUGUAUAUAUAAACUUGUACAUAAGAUAACGGAAAUUUUGUAAAUAUAUGAUAACUUUUUUUAUCA
This is a messenger RNA of Neodiprion virginianus, 4362 nucleotides long. RefSeq names its product zinc finger protein GLIS3-like. The transcript has 6 exons. Gene Ontology annotation, biological process: regulation of transcription by RNA polymerase II. NCBI's taxonomy places the organism in Eukaryota, Metazoa, Arthropoda, Insecta, Hymenoptera, Diprionidae. The record is from RefSeq and is a predicted model, not a curated record. Gene Ontology annotation, cellular component: nucleus. Gene Ontology annotation, molecular function: DNA-binding transcription factor activity, RNA polymerase II-specific; RNA polymerase II cis-regulatory region sequence-specific DNA binding. Bases 1851 to 3869 code for a protein of 672 amino acids.